Messenger RNA from Lolium rigidum, 3843 nucleotides. Its product is annotated as putative disease resistance protein RGA4. Lineage: Eukaryota; Viridiplantae; Streptophyta; Magnoliopsida; Poales; Poaceae. Bases 106 to 3843 code for a protein of 1245 amino acids. Gene Ontology annotation, molecular function: ADP binding. Gene Ontology annotation, biological process: defense response to other organism. The record is from RefSeq and is a predicted model, not a curated record. The transcript has 2 exons.
AAGAAAGCAAGAAGCAAGCAAGCGCAUCUUGCUCAGACCAUUGCCUGCUCCACAUUGCGCUGCACUUGUGCGCCUCGUGUUCUUGCGAGUCCUUGGUGUUUCCCAAUGGCGGCUGUGGUGGCCACCAUGGUGGUCGGACCACUGGUCAAAAUCGUGACGGAGAAGGCAUCCAACUACCUCCUCGACAAGUACAAGGUGAUGAAGGGCAUGGAGAAGCAACAUGAGAUCCUGAAGCGCAAACUUCCUGCCAUCCUGGACGUCAUCACUGACGCUGAGCAGGCGGCAACCCACAGGGAAGGGGCAGCGGCCUGGCUCGAGGCCAUCAAGAAAGUGGCUUACCAGGCGAAUGAAGUCUUCGACGAGUUCAAAUACGAGGCGCUUCAUCGUCAAGCGCGAAAGAUGGGGCAGUACAAGGAGCUUGGCUUCGAUGUGGUAAAGCUCUUCCCCUCCCACAACCCUUUCAUAUUCAGGUGCAGGAUGGGAAAAAAGCUCCGCAAGAUUGUUCUGGCCAUUGAGGUCCUUGUGACUGAGAUGAAUGCCUUCGGCUUUAAAUAUGAGCAACAACCACUGGUAUAUAGGGAGUGGCGGCAGACGGAUCAAGUUAUCUUUGAUCCAAAGGAAAUCAUCAGUAGAUCCAGAGCCAAAGAUAAUAAGAAUAUUGUUGAUAUACUAGUUGGUCAAGCUAACAAUCCAGCUCUCACAGUUGUUCCCAUCGUUGGAAUGGGGGGUCUGGGCAAGACUACGUUAGCACAACUUGUUUACAAUGAGUAUGAAAUUGAGAUGCAUUUUGAUUUGCUGCUAUGGGUGUGUAUCUCUGAUGGCUUUGAUGUGGAUUCUCUGGCUAUACGUAUAGUUGAAGCAGCCCCCGAGAAGAAAGAUGACAGUAAAAAAACAGCUGUUGCUUCCAAGCAGACACCACUUGAUACUCUUCAGAACAUACUGAGCGGGAAAAGAUACCUCCUUGUAUUGGAUGAUGUAUGGGCACGAGAGGAUCGUAAAUGGGAACAGCUCAAGGCCAGCCUUGAACAUGGUGGCAUGGGUAGUGUGAUCUUGACAACAACUCGUGAUAAAAGAGUUGCAGAAAUAAUGGGUACUGUUAAAGCUUAUAAUCUCGGAGCUUUGGAAAGAGAGUACAUAAAGGAAAUUAUCGAGAUAACAGCAUUUAGUCGUUUGAAGAAGGAUGAGAAAAGGUCCGCCAUGUUGGUGAAUAUCCUUGGUGAGAUUGUCGAGCGCUGUGCUGGCUCUCCUUUAGCUGCAAUAGCUCUGGGAUCCAUAUUGCGUAACAAAACCAGUGAAGAAGAAUGGAAAGCUGUAUCAAGGAGAAGCAACAUUUGCACCGUGGAGUCUGGAAUCUUACCAAUACUUAAGCUCAGUUAUAACGACCUGCCGCCGCAUAUGAAACAAUGCUUUGCGUUUUGUGCUAUAUUUCCCAAGGAUUACGAGAUUGAUGUGGACAAGCUGAUCCGACUAUGGAUUGCACAUGGCUUUAUUAUCCAAGAAGAGCAAGUGCGCCUUGAAACCAUUGGCAAACAAAUUUUCAAUGAGCUGGCCUCAAGGUCAUUCUUUCAAGAUGUGAAACAAGUCCAAGCCACAGUCAGUGAAAUUGUAAGGGGCCGGGCGUGUUAUUCUAGAACUACAUGUAAAAUACAUGAUCUUAUGCAUGAUGUUGCACUGUCUGUAAUGGAAAUGGAAUGUGCCUUGGCAACUGACGACCCAGGAAAUAUUGAUUCUAUUGUCGCAACUAUGGGACCAUGUCAGAGGGAGUGGCUUCCGAACUCUGCUCGGCAUCUAUUUUUGUCAUGCAAAGAACCAGGGAGAAAAUUAAAUAGCUCUCUGGAGAACAUCUCUCCAGCGAUCCAAACACUUCUGUGUGAUAGCGGUAUGAUUAGUUCACUGCAUCAUCCAUCAAAAUACAGCUCUUUACAAGCAUUGCAGCUCUGUUCAGAGAAAAGAUCAUUUCCGCUGAAACUAAAGUAUCUACAUCACCUGAGGUACCUGGAUCUUUCUAAAAGUUAUAUCAGGGCACUUCCGAAAAAUAUGAGCAUUCUAUACAACCUGCAAACACUGAACCUCUCUGGGUGCGAAUUUCUUCGUGAACUUCCCAGGCAAAUGAAGUAUAUGACUGCCCUCCGUCACCUUUACACUCAUGGUUGCCGAAUGCUGAAGAGCAUGCCUAGGGACCUCAGAAAGCUCACGUCCCUACAGACACUUACAAGUUUUGUAGCAGGUAGUGGGUCUAAUUGCAGUGAUGUUGGAGAGCUUGGGCAUUUGAACCUUGGUGGUCAACUAGAGCUACGCCAUCUACAGAAUGUGAUAGAAGAAGAUGCAAAAGCAGCAAACCUCGUGAUGAAGAAGGAACUAAGAGAACUAACAUUAAAAUGGGCCGAUUCUGAGCAAACUAGUUGUAGGGAUGAUGCAAGAGUGCUUGAGAAACUUGAACCUCAUGAUGGGCUGCAUUCUAUAAGUAUACACUCAUACGGAGCCACCACCUUUCCAGUCUGGAUGGCUAUGUUACAGAACAUUGUUGAGAUCUAUCUUUUUCAUUGUAAAAAGCUGCAAUGGUUGUUCACCUGUGACAGUGAUGCAUCUUUUGCAUUCCCAAAUCUGAAGGAUCUUACGUUACAAGAUCUUGUCUGUUUGGAGAGAUGUUCGGAAAGAAAUAAUGUAAUGCAAGGAGACAAGAUAAUUUUUCCUAGGCUUGAGAAGUUGUUUAUUCUUCGCUGUAAGAAGUUGACAGCACUCCCAGGACGUCCAACCUUCCCUAACCUCCAGCACGCUCUUAUUUUGGGAUGUCCAGAGUUGACAACUACAGCUAAAUCACCAAAGCUCGGCGUAUUAAAUAUGGAAGGAAGUGAGGGAGAGUUGUUCCCAUGGGUAGCUAGACAUAUGACUUCAUUGACCAAUCUAGAACUUCAGAGCCUUGAUGACAGUACAGAAACAACCUCGGUUGCCGCUAAGCAUGGUUUGAGGGAAGUGCUGGAUGGCAGGGAAAAGUGGAAUGAUCAUGAUUUUCCCCUGGCAGCUUUGGUUCUAAAAAACUUCAAGUCAGGUGUGAAAGAGCUGUGUGCAUGUUUUGUACACCUUCAAGAUUUGUCAAUUUGGAACUGCAGUGCGCUCGUCCACUGGCCAGAAAAAGAGUUUCAAGGAUUGGCUUCCUUGAGGAGGCUUCUGAUUUGCAAAUGCAAUAAUCUUACUGGAUAUGCACAAGCUUCUGUCGAGCCAUCGGCAUCAACAGAAACAAGCCAGCUCCUGCCGCGUCUAGAGUCUCUGGAGAUAUGGAGUUGUAAAAGCUUGGUUGAGGUCUUCAUCAUCCCUGCCUCUCUCAGGAGAAUGGAAAUUCAUUAUUGCACAAAGCUUGUGUUCAGAUCCGGCAGGAGGCUGCAGCAGGGACAAUCAGUAUCACCGAUUUAUCAAGGGCUAGCUAGUGUACCGGAGGUUUCAUCCCCAUCAUCGCCUGGAGCCAACUUGGACCAUUUGGAAGAAUUAAUAUUAUCGGAAUGUGAUGGCUUAACAGGGGUCCUGCAUAUUCCUCCCUCCGUGAAGAAACUAGAAAUGAAGUGCUGCAAUGGGUUGACAUCUCUUGAAUCUCGCUUGGGAGAGCGCCCAUCACUGGAGUACCUCUUGCUUUGUAGAUGCAAUACCCUGUCAUCCCUACUGGAUGGGCCACAAGCAUAUUCAUGUCUCCAAUGUCUUUACAUUAUAGACUGCCCUGGUAUGAAGACGCUCCCUAUAAACCUGCAGCAACGGCUGGGAAGCCUCCAGCGGGAGUACAUAGAUGCCCAUUAUUAUGGAAAGCCUAUGUUGCUGAAGCCAAGGACAUGGAAAUAUGUUUGCAAUAGUUGA